Eurytemora carolleeae is the source of this 699-nucleotide messenger RNA. RefSeq lists its product as uncharacterized. The transcript is spliced from 3 exons. Bases 1 to 699 code for a protein of 232 amino acids. The record is from RefSeq and is a predicted model, not a curated record. Lineage: Eukaryota; Metazoa; Arthropoda; Copepoda; Calanoida; Temoridae.
AUGGGGUCCCCAACAUCCCUGUGGACUAAAACUAGUUCCUUGGCAAAACUGGUUUUCAGCCAGUCUACUAUUGAACCUGUUUUUAACAACACUACUUUAAAGCUUGUACUCAACCAUACUUUCCUUGAGUCAAUUUCCAACCACACUAACCAAGAGUUUAACCACAAUAACCAAGAGCAUAUCCACACUAACGUGGAGCAUAACCAGACUAACCAGGAGUAUAACCACGCUAACCAAGAGUUUAACUACACUAACGAAGAGUUUAACCAUGCUAACCUAGAACUUGACCAAGCUAACCCAGAACCGGUUUCAAAUUACACUUACCUGGACCUGGUUUCAAAUUAUACUGACCGAGAACCUUUGCCCCAUCAUGCAAACUUCGGUGUGUUCUUCUACAUGUGUAUCCUGAUGCUUGUUUCCAAUAUGGCGAACAGUACACUCCGCAGUUACCGGAAAUCCCUUCCGUUCCUUAGGAUAAACCAGAUUCUUCUCCUCAAUGGAUAUCUUGUUGAGGUCUUCAACAUAUUCGUCAAUCACUUGUGUUUUCUGACAAUGUGGAGCUCCUCUGUUAACUACCUGCCCUAUUCAAUUGGAGUCAUCUCCUCAGCUCUUAUCUACUAUCUUAUGAACGCAUCCAUCCUCAUCUCUAUGGCCAUCUCCCUCGUUAGAGCCCUGAUGGUGAUGAAGUCUUUUAGUUAG